AAGACUUCACGGCUUCGCCAUAUAUAAUGCUCCACUGGACGAAUUCAAAAACACUCGUCAAAUUCGUUUUACCCGCGCUUGCAUCUGAAGAACUCUCUAACCAAAAACUUCCCUCUCUCAUCCGAAAAUGCCUGAGUUCAAAGCUGAAGAGCAGAGCCAGCUACAGCUCGUUGAAAGAGAAGAAAUCGAAGAUGAAGAAGAACUGUUCGAGGCAAUUGAUAAGCUGACAUCUCUUGGAAUCAAUGCUGGAGAUGUGAAGAAGCUGCAGGAUGCUGGCAUUUAUACAUGCAAUGGACUAAUGAUGCACACUAAGAAGAGUCUGACUGGCAUCAAAGGACUAUCUGAGGCAAAAGUUGAUAAGAUAUGUGAAGCUGUUGAAAAAAUAGUGAACUUUGGUUACAUUACCGGAAGUGAUGCUCUGUUGAAAAGGAAAUCAGUCGUUCGCAUCACAACUGGAAGCCAGUCUCUGGAUGAACUCUUAGGGGGUGGGAUAGAAACUUCGGCAAUAACAGAAGCUUUUGGGGAAUUCAGAUCUGGAAAAACACAGCUGGCUCACACUCUGUGUGUUUCCACACAGCUUCCUACUAGCAUGAAAGGAGGAAAUGGAAAGGUUGCUUACAUCGACACAGAGGGGACAUUCCGACCGGAUCGAAUCAUACCCAUUGCUGAAAGAUUCGGAAUGGAUCCAGGAGCUGUGCUUGAUAAUAUCAUAUAUGCGCGUGCUUACACAUAUGAGCAUCAGUACAACCUGCUUCUUGGUCUAGCAGCCAAAAUGGCUGAGGAGCCUUUCCGGCUUCUGAUUGUUGAUUCGGUGAUAGCCCUUUUCCGAGUCGACUUCACAGGAAGAGGAGAACUUGCAGAACGUCAGCAAAAAUUGGCCCAGAUGCUCUCGAGGCUGAUGAAGAUUGCGGAGGAAUUCAAUGUGGCUGUUUACAUGACCAACCAGGUUAUUGCUGACCCUGGAGGUGGUGUCUUCAUUUCCGAUCCUAAGAAGCCAGCUGGCGGUCACGUCCUUGCCCAUGCGGCCACUAUAAGGCUCAUGUUCAGGAAGGGAAAAGGCGAGCAACGUAAGCAAGUUUUCCAGAUAACUCCAGGUGGGAUUGCGGAUGCAAAGGAUUGAAUCAACUGCUAUUUCAUCUCUUUAAGGUUUUACUUACAGGAAAAUGCAAAUAUUGAAAUUAGUAUGCUCGACUGCUUCUUUAAAGUGUGACGUCUUAGGCCGAAACAAAUUUAGUGUUACUGCGUUUUAUGAUGCUGCUUCUUCAUACAUUCGCCUAGAGUUCCGUUUAUGCUACACUGUUUGUCCCUAGCAGAUUGAAAAUUGAAAUGUGUAUCCCCUGGCCUCAGGCUUCUACUUGAAUAUGUCAUCUGUGAAGAAAACAUUAUUAUUUCCAACUAGUUUUACUUCGCUAUCAAUUGUGUAUUGGUAUAAGACUUGACAGGCCGGAAAUCCUGAGGAUAUGACUGUUGCUAAAUAUUUCUAAACUAUGUUCAAACCCUGCUUUUUUCUGCAUCAAU
Striga asiatica is the source of this 1518-nucleotide messenger RNA. The record is from the annotation of a GenBank genome assembly. Lineage: Eukaryota; Viridiplantae; Streptophyta; Magnoliopsida; Lamiales; Orobanchaceae.